Messenger RNA from Nomia melanderi (Alkali bee), 624 nucleotides. RefSeq lists its product as uncharacterized. Lineage: Eukaryota; Metazoa; Arthropoda; Insecta; Hymenoptera; Halictidae. The record is from RefSeq and is a predicted model, not a curated record.
AUGAUAGUACGAGAAGAUGACAACGGUAUUGUGGUGCUAAAAUGGAAAGAUGUUCGCGAUGUUAGAAUAUUAUCGACAAAACAUGCACCCAUUAUGACUUCAAGCUCGAAUUCUACACAUCGCGGUCGUCCUCUAAAACCGGAACCUUUGGUGAUAAUAGCGUAUAAUAAUGGAAAAACUGGUAUCGACAGGAGUGAUCAGAUGGUGUCAUAUGCCACAACGAUACGGAAAAGCAUCAAGUGGUAUCGGAAAUUAGCCCUGCAUUUACUCUUGAGAACAACUAUAGUAAAUGCUCAUAUCGUGUACCAGAGAGCCACAAAUAAAAAAAUAAAAAUAAGAAAAUUUCGAGAACUUCUCGUUACCGAAUGGUUGUCUUCGGAAAAUACUAUGCCUGACAAUAAUAAAAACAAAACAAAGAAAAUGUCGCAUUAUUUGGAGAUUCGUAAGAAUCAGCAGGACAAGCCUAUAAGAAGGACGUGCGCCCUAUGUUACCAGAGGAAUAGGCAAACUGUCGAACGCAAAGAAGCGAGGAAAAAUGUCAAAAAAAUUACGACCUAUGGUUCCAAUUGUCCAAACACACCUCAAGUGUGUUUAAAAUGUUUCAAAGAAUACCACGUGACAUAG